AUCGCAAACAACACCCGGCAGAGAAAAUGAUCCCACGGCUGUCAUUCUUCUCAUGUGUGCCUCCCUCAGCCAACAUUAUAAUAAAGCAGAAUGCUUUCGUGGCCUCGCCUGUCUUGGCGCUGCCGGUGCAGGAAGAACCAAUUCUCAAGAUUGGCACGGCCGAGUCUCACAUCCGCACAGGCGCGCUUUGUGCAGUGGGGCAACUUCUCAAUAACACCAACAUCUCAACCCACCACCACCGCCAAACUCCGGGGAUAUCUCCCAUGUUAUCAGCACUGAAGUAUCGCCACUGCGGCGCAGGAAUCACCAUCUCAUAGGAAACACCGGUUAAUCUCCUUGAGUCUCAUUCAUACAGGCCUUGCUCUCUCAAGAUGCUGCGCCGACCACCGACAGUCCUCAGUCUCACGGCUGAGGACAUUGCCGCCUACGAGGACAUGCGGGCUCAGAAAGCUUCACUCCAACAGCAGCAGCAUCACCACCAGCACCAGCAACAUAGUAGCGUGCUACACUCCAGACAUCCUAUGCCCCAGCAGCAGCAGCAUCAGUUGCCCCACCAACAGCAAGGCCGUGCCGCGAUGCUGGACACGUCCCCGCGUUCUCCUUCUCCAGUCGGCCUCUCCAGCAGCGCCGACGAGGCCAUGGCCGAUGCCGCAGACAUGACGGUGGACCUUGAUGAUGAGGAAGAUGAAGACGACGAAGACGAUGACCAUGAAGACUCGUACUAUGCACAGAGAAGUCUCCGCAGGGCGGCUGCCAUGGACGACCCUUUCGUAUCCACAAGCCACCACCAACCCUCAUCGCGCGGAGGGGGAGCAUCAUCAUCCGCCUCGACCUCGUCCGCGGCGGCUAUGCAGCCAAGAGUGGCCAGUAGUGCUGGUGGCGGGCCAGGUCGGGCAACGGGCACGGCGCGGACCUUGUUUGCCGGCCAGGCACCACGAGCUUCUCGCCUGCAGCGGAUCACGGGGGCUGCAGAUGGUGGUGCGGCGGCGGGGGGUACCGGAUCUGGUCGUGGUGUUCCCGCCGGAUCACAGCAAGGAGCGACUCGAGCAACCGCAGCGACGACGGCGCGACAGGCAAGCAUCGAGCCCCCCGGCGCGCCGAGUCGGUUGACUCGCAGCCGUGAAGAGCGCAUCGGGAUCGCUCAGCCCCAACUGCAGGGCGGAGCAGCGGGACUGGGAUCACUAGGUGGCAAUCCGGCGGGCGGUGCAGCUUCGGGCACGCGGCGAAGGUAGAGUCUUCGCUUAAGGGCGCUGCGGCGAGGAGGCACAGGCUAGGAAUGGCACCCAGCGCGGACAGCAGCAGUCGGAGGAGACUGCCU
Molecule: messenger RNA, 1318 nt
Organism: Microdochium trichocladiopsis
Lineage: Eukaryota; Fungi; Ascomycota; Sordariomycetes; Xylariales; Microdochiaceae
Exons: 1
Coding region: 372-1232 (286 amino acids)
Biological process (GO): anaphase-promoting complex-dependent catabolic process
Cellular component (GO): anaphase-promoting complex
Source: RefSeq, a predicted model, not a curated record